AUCCUCAGAGGAGCGGAAGUGCUGAGAGAAGACGAAGUUCUGACGACAUUCAUAACGAUCUCAGAUCAUCAGAACUUGAGAACACGGAAAUGUCUGCUGGAACAUCUGCGGCACUCUGGUUGCUGUUUGUCAGCAUCGUCUUCGUCUCUGCAGAGCAGAAAACCAUCACAGCUGAUCCUGGACAGAACGUCACUCUGACAUGUCGAGUUCAAGAAGGUAAAACCAUCAGAGCUGUAGAGUGGAGCAGAGCUGACCUGGGAGAUGAAUAUGUGCUUUUGUACAGGGAUGGUCGCUUUGUUUCAAAUGAGCAGCAUCCAUCCUUUAAGAACCGGGUGGAUCUGCAGGACAGACAGAUGAAGGAUGGAGACGUGUCUGUGAUCCUGAAGAACGUGACGGUUAAUGACACUGGAACAUACGAGUGUCGUGUCUUCAUUAGAGAAACACUCUCAUGGGAAUCCAUCAGCAUCAUCACCCUGAGAGUUGUUGUCCAGGAGGAGAAUCUGUUGGACUCAUCACUGUGUACCUGA
This is a messenger RNA of Archocentrus centrarchus (flier cichlid), 527 nucleotides long. Its product is annotated as selection and upkeep of intraepithelial T-cells protein 1-like. Gene Ontology annotation, cellular component: external side of plasma membrane. Bases 90 to 527 code for a protein of 145 amino acids. The record is from RefSeq and is a predicted model, not a curated record. The transcript has 5 exons. Gene Ontology annotation, biological process: T cell receptor signaling pathway; regulation of cytokine production. Gene Ontology annotation, molecular function: signaling receptor binding. NCBI's taxonomy places the organism in Eukaryota, Metazoa, Chordata, Actinopteri, Cichliformes, Cichlidae.